UUUGCUGUUAAAGAUGGCGUCUGAAGUUUGAUUGAAGAGACUCUAUUCAUAUCGUUUAUCAAUUUAUAAUGAUAGUUUUUUGUGACUUCUCUCGCGCUUUGUAUCUUUCGAAGGGAUGUAACCGCAUGUAGUUGUUAUUUAAUUCCUAAUUUGAAUAUGUGAUCCGGUUUUCUUAUCGUUUUUACGUUAUCGCUGGCUUCGUGAAGCCAGCCAGGGAAUGUUUGUGAGACAUGGGUAAUCAGCCAAAUAAAGAACGUGCUGUUUCCAGUGGGUCCUUAAAUGUUAGAAACACAAGAACCAAACCAAGAAGUGCCAAAGAAGGUCGACAACAUGGAUCCAACAUCUUCACCGAACACAGUGAAGCUCUGUUGCAAAGUCGACCUCUACCACACAUCCCAGACCUUCCGGAUGGUGACCCGCCAUCGACAUCAGCUGGCUCCUCCUGUCUCCCCUCCUCCCUUGAGUCCCCUUUAGCUGCGCGCUGGACGUCAAAAGAAAAUCUUUUAGCUCAAGAAGAUGAUGAUCCACAACUUUUUGUGGCUCUUUAUGAUUUUCAAGCUGGCGGUGAAAAUCAAUUGAGCCUUAAGAAAGGGGAACAAGUCAGGAUUCUUAGUUACAAUAAAAGUGGUGAGUGGUGCGAGGCACAUUCAUCCCCAGGACAAGUCGGAUGGGUGCCUAGUAACUAUGUCACACCUGUCAAUUCAUUGGAGAAGCAUUCCUGGUAUCAUGGACCAAUUUCUCGUAAUGCUGCUGAAUACUUGCUCAGUUCUGGUAUCAAUGGCUCUUUUCUAGUCCGCGAAAGUGAGAGCAGUCCUGGUCAAAGGUCGAUCUCACUUCGAUAUGAGGGUCGUGUUUAUCAUUAUCGGAUCAAUGAAGAUACCGAUGGCAAGGUUUUUGUUACUGCUGAAAGCAAAUUUAACACUCUGGCAGAAUUAGUUCACCAUCAUUCAAUGCACUCUGAUGGCCUUAUUACGCAGCUCUUGUAUCCUGCUCCGAAACACAAUAAACCAACCGUAUUUGCUCUCAGUCCAGAACCUGAUGAGUGGGAAAUCAAUAGGACAGAUAUUGUAAUGAGACAUAAACUCGGAGGCGGUCAAUAUGGUGAUGUUUAUGAAGCUGUUUGGAAAAGAUAUAACAUGACAGUGGCUGUCAAGACACUUAAAGAGGAUACAAUGGCACUGAAAGAUUUUCUAGAAGAAGCUGCAAUUAUGAAAGAAAUGAAACAUCCAAAUUUAGUUCAACUGCUUGGUGUUUGUACGAGGGAACCACCUUUCUACAUUAUUACGGAGUUCAUGAGCAAAGGCAACCUGUUGGAUUAUCUUCGGCAUGGAAGCAAAGAACAGAUCAAUGCAGUUGUUCUCAUGUACAUUGCAACGCAAAUUGCUGGUGGCAUGAGUUACCUGGAAAGUCGAUGCUUCAUUCACAGGGACUUGGCUGCAAGAAAUUGUUUAGUCGGUGAGAAUCAUUUGGUGAAAGUAGCAGAUUUUGGUUUGGCAAGACUGAUGCGUGACGAUACCUAUACGGCUCACGCAGGUGCCAAAUUUCCAAUCAAAUGGACUGCUCCGGAAGGCUUAGCUUAUAAUAAAUUCUCUACCAAAUCUGAUGUUUGGGCAUUUGGAAUCCUUCUGUGGGAAAUUGCAACUUACGGAAUGUCCCCUUAUCCCGGUGUUGAUCUAACUGAUGUGUACCAUAUGUUAGAGAAAGGCUACAGGAUGGAGUGUCCCCCUGGGUGUCCUCCAAAAAUUUAUGAGCUCAUGCGUGAGUGUUGGCAAUGGGUGCCAGGAGAAAGACCUACUUUCCGCGACAUACACCAUGCUCUUGAAAACAUGUUCCAGGAGUCCAACAUCAUCGAGGAGGUAGAGAAACAGCUUCAAGGCAGCAACACUCCAACUUUAGCAUACAAGAAACCUCACACCGGCAGCUCCUCCAAUAUUCAUAGUCUCACUAUUAUCUCCGAUCAAAAUAAUGCCACCGUUGAAACUCCAGUCAGUAAACUAAGCACUUUCAGUGGAGGGAAAAACUCCUCUAGCACCAGUACCAGUAAUGCGGCUCCUGUAAGGCGGCCAACCAAUAAAAGAGGCAAAACUGCCCCUGCGCCACCGAAAAGGACCAGUUUACUCUCCUCUUGCAGUUCAUUUCGUGAUUCCAUGUAUGGUGCAGGUAUGGAGAUGGAUCAUCCUGCUCCAGCAUUGAGCUCAGAAGACAACACCUCCGUUAAUGGAAACUUCCGAGAUCAGCAGACACUGGCAACCAGCACAAAAGGUGACAGUGAAAGUGACAUGCAAGAUCAGACGCCUGACACGGAUGAUUCAGGUGCACAUUCUUACCCUGGGGACAUGAGCAAGCCCCCGCACUCAGCCGACAGUCAUCACCACCACCAUCACCACAAAUCUCACUUGAAAAAACAAAGAUCACAUCCAGCCAAAGAGGCAACAACCAACGGUUCACAAAAAGUUGUUCAAGUGGCUGCCUUAGAAGUUCAAAAUGUGAAACGUGCAAUCAAUAGGUACGGAACUUUGCCGAAGGGUGCUCGAAUAGGAGCUUAUCUAGAGUCUCUAAGACAGAAUGGACUUGAGAGCGGUAAUCAAAGUCAAGCUCCGCCGUCGGUGAGGAACAGUGUCAAAGCUGUACAGCAGCCUGGUAAUAUGAUACGCAGCAACUCCUCUGGAGGUUUCCAGCACCCACCAUCUUCUCCUCGCUUGAGAGCAGCGCAGCCUUCAUUAGAAUUUCCACCGCCCCCACCUCCGGAAGAACUAGACAACGAGCCGGAGGAAUCAACCAGCAACAGAUUUGGAAUUAGUCUGCGGCAUCGAGAGCCGUCGACUGAUUCUUGCAGUAGUGCCAAAUCUGAGCCAGGGCCAGGCUGGCGCAGCUCAGGUCGGCAGAAAAACCGUCCUCCUUCGCCUGGUCCUCCGGAUACCGGAGAACCUGGUGGUGAUGACGCUGAUUCUAAGAGACUGAAUAAUAGUAAACAAGAUGAUAACAAUAAGGAUGGAACUGAAGGGACAGAAAAAGUCUCUCCCAGCUCCAAUAGACUGCUUAAAAGUGUUCUGCCAAACAUGAUGAAAGAGAUGAUGGAACUUAAACUUGUGACUGACAUCAAAGAGAGAUCUGAUAAAAUUAGUGAUAGAGUAGAGAAUGACUCAAGCGUUCAACAAUCUCCACCCGAUUUCAAAGCAAAUUUGAGGAAAGUCAGUGUACCCACUGUUGAAAUGAAUAAGAAAAAUGAUAGUCAAAAUAAUUUUAAAGUAUAUCUUAAGAAAUUCGAACCAAAGAAAGUGGAAACAAUAACUAAUGUAGACUUAAAAUCUAGGUUAAAGAAACAAACGACUGAGCCAGUUAAGUCUAACAUAGAUGAUGAUAGUGAUAAAAACAAUCAAGAUGAUGAUAAAAGGAGGAGCACUGGUAGUAUAAGUAGUUUGAAAAAAUUAUGGGAGGGUGAAAGUCCUCCCGAAGCAGCCAAAGAGAAAAGAGUUUGGCCCCCGCCGGAAGAAAAACCUGUAGUUCCGACGAAACCACUUGUGAAAACAGUCGCCAAACAAUCGACUGCAAUCUAUGCCACGCCUGGGGUUUUAACGAGUGUUAUAGAGAUAUGGCAAGCUUUGGAGAGUACCAUUACUAGUCUUCAGUCAGCGUCGACCAUUAGUUCUGCUAGUUGGCUUCAGCUUUCUGACAAAGUCGGGUUAUUUCAUUCAUCAUGUCUUAGUUACGCAGAUACAAUUGCUCCUCCUCAAUUAAGGUUUCAUCUCAGAGAAUUGUUGACUAAGUUGGAAACGCUGGCUAGAAAGUUAAGGUUUGUAGGGUCUAGGAAUCAAGCAGAUAGUGCAACUAUUUUGAAUGAUUUACUCAAUAUUCUCAAAGACACUGUCAAUGCUGUGCAGCGGUAAAAUUUUGUUUCUUAGUCACAAUCUGUAUUCUCCAGUAGGUGUUUGUUAUUAUUAUCCAAAAUGAAUUAUCGUGUCACAUUACAUGGCUUAAGUAUGAAAUCAUUUUCAUUAUUCUGAUCAUCUAUCUCUCUUGGUUGACUCAUUUGUCCAGGUGAUUUAACUCUUGAUAGCAAAUUUAGUAAGUUUGAAAAGUUUGAUGUUGUUUAUUUAUAGACAUCGAUUUCGGGGCUGUUCGUUCGUAGGCUAACUUUCCAGAAUGGUUUUCUCACACAUUCAAGCUUUUGCCAAGAACUUUCAUCAGAAGCAGUUGCGUAAAAUACUGGGCUCAGAUCAUACGACUAAGUAUUUAUCAUUUCUUGAGCAGCCUUUUUUCUAACUGUGCUGAAGCUGAACUAUAUUUUUCUACAGAAAUCAAUUUUUCAGAUUUAGUUGAGCUAUCAACUUGCGUUUGUCGAGCUAUUUCAUAUCCUGAAUUUUUAUUAAGACUCCUUUGCAGCAUAACAUCAGCAUUCCAGUCCAAGCAUUUCUUCCUUCACUAAAACUUUUUUAUUCAUUUACUUUAAUUGAAGUCUUUAUUCCCAUUUCUGAUAAUUUUUGUAUUCCAAUAACAAUUUUCUCUCAAAAUGUGAAAAUUUUGAAUCAUACUUGCUUUUUUUGACCCAAGUAUAUCAUCAUGAUAGUUGAGCGAAUAUAUGCCCUUGUAGACCAACAGGUACGAAGACAACGAAAUAAUUUAAUACAUUCUAACCCUUACUUUCCUGCUCAUUUAGGUGUGUUAUGACGUUUUAGUAGUUACUAAUUUUUUAAAGAAAGGAUUUUAGAUGGAACAAAAAUUCUAGACCUCGAGUCUUGGACUUGGAAUCAGUGUCAAGAAUUUUACUCGAAAUGAGUUUUUAUUCCACUAGAAUAUUCUCACUUUUUUAUUCAAGUUAAUCGGACUUAAUUUUUUUAAAUGUUUAUUUUGCUGAAUGUAAACGGCACUAACUUUUAUGACGAUCGUAACUCACGUUUUGCAGAUGGUGGUCAAAAUGUUAGAUUUUUUGCCUCGCAGAAAUCUCAGUUUAUUACUUUUCUAAUUCUACUCUUUUUUUGUUUACUCCCUCAUCCCUUCUUUUUCUCACCCUUUCCGUUCAAUUCUAGUUCAGUAACCUUUCCAGUUUUGAAGAAGAGUAGACAGUUUACUCAAAAUGCAUGUAAUCUCUGUCGUUUAAAUACACUUUUCCCAGCUUUUACACAGCCUAUUUUUACCAAAGUUUUGGACGAUAAUCAUAAUUAAUUUAUUUAGAUUAGUAAACCUACACAAUCAUUGAGGAAUUGAACGGUCCCAAUCAGCAUGUAUUUAAUGAAGUUUCUGAAACUAAAGUUAAUGUUGUCACUUAUCUUCAACCUUUUGCGGAUGUAAUGCUCAUAAUGUAGCAAGCUUAAGUCUGAUCUGUGAUUUACAAAUAUUUCAACUCAGUAAAACAAAAUGUUUGAUUUUCGUUUGAAAUUCUUAGGACGUUUCCUGCUGGUUGUAGCAUUUUCCAUUCUUCGUUUCUAUCAACUUUGGGUAUUUUGUUACUUUUUUUAACGUAAUUCUCUGAAAAAUUGCCCGGCCAAAAUUUUUUUAUCCUUUGCUACUUAAUCAAUUACUUUUCUGCAUUUUAGCCCUAUUCUCGUUGUAUUUUUAGAGUCCUUUUUUGCAUGUUAAAUUCGGCCAACGAAAUCCAAAUUCGACCAUUGGUCCAAACCUGCAUGCGAUUUUAGAAAGAUGAUUUCGCUCUUUCUUAACAAAUAAUUCAGAAUCCUAAGAGCUCUUAAUUUUUACCUUAAUUAAAAAAGGUCUCUGCUGUUCAUCUGUCUGUAUGGUAUGAUUUUCAUCUAGAUAUCUUUCAUGAAACAAUGUUUCUUUCAAUUUUUCUCAUCUUGUUUUUAGAGAGCUAAAAUGCUCUGCCUUUAAACCCAUCUAUCCAUUAACCACGCUCCAGAAUCACUAUCUGUAGUUCCGACAAUAGUCUUUGUAUGGAAGGAAGAUGAAGCUCUGCUGAUGUAUCAUGAAUUAUAAUUCUCCGUAAGAAUGUAAAUAGUUUUAGAGAAAACCCAUGUUUACUCAUUUGAUUUUGUAUCUCAUGACUCUCAAAACGGUGUUUUUUGAUAACUUGACUUUUGUUUUAUCGAUCAAAUUUUUGAUCAUGUGUACUGUGAGUGAGAAUCUCUGGUUUUGCCAGCUUUUGUAAAAAAAGCAGUUGAUGAACUUCCAACUGCGCUAUUUGUUUCCAAAUCAAUUACAUUCAAGGAGUGUAGUGUUAAAUUUUUUCUUGUAAUUUUUUCAAAAAUGUUCUCUUCUUUCAACUUUUCAUUUUAGGUGCUCCCUGAUCAUUAGUGAAUAUUGUAUGUUUUUAUGUUCCUUUCUUAUUUAAUUUCAGUAUCAUCCUUUGCGUUUCAUAACUUUCUCAAAAGUAGAAGAUGUUAUGUUGACCAAAUCCAUAUUGAAAUGAUCAAAUACCAUUUAAGAACUAUUAUAGUUUUAAGCAAAUACCUCUUGCCUUCAGUCAUCAUGGUAUUUUGCGUUAUUUAAAUUAAGCCCCCUCCCCUUCUCCUCCUUUUUAAUCACAUUUUGUAAAUGCAUCGAAAA
Bemisia tabaci is the source of this 6501-nucleotide messenger RNA. It is a transcript of the gene Abl, whose product is annotated as tyrosine-protein kinase Abl. Lineage: Eukaryota; Metazoa; Arthropoda; Insecta; Hemiptera; Aleyrodidae. Gene Ontology annotation, biological process: protein phosphorylation. Gene Ontology annotation, molecular function: non-membrane spanning protein tyrosine kinase activity; ATP binding; protein binding. The record is from RefSeq and is a predicted model, not a curated record.